UUGCCGUAUUAGAAACUUUAGCGUCGAUACCAACUCAAAUAUUUCAAUGGCAAAUCGGCGGUUAGAAGCUUUGCAUUAGCUUUAGACUUAAGGAUGAAGCCACUUUAACCUUAAACUAGGGAUGUACCCGACGUAAAAAUAUCCUACGUCAUUGCACCUUUGAGGCUUAAGCUUCUCAUUAAUACGACAAGCGAGCCUUGUGUGCACAUACCUUAGAAUCUUAAUUAGACACACCAGGUUGAAGAUAGACACGUAAGGAACGAGUAGUCUCUUAAUACCUACGAUAUUCCAGCAUAGUAUACGAACCUGGUACUUUCCUCAAGAUGACGGCGUAUAUUCCUCGUCUCAACGCAAUACCGUAUGAUGUAUUCGCGAACCCAGCGGCCUCGAUACUGUUACCUAUUGCGCUGGGUACUACUGUAGGCUUCAGCUCUCGACGUACGUGCUUUAUAUUCCCAAGUAUCAGGUUAUUCGGAUAUGUGCCGCUAACAGGACCACAUACAGCAAAACAAACCCAUGCCACAUAUGCUGCCAUGAAGCAGCCGCCGUUACGACCUCCGCCACAGGUUUUCGGCCCUGUCUGGACAGUACUCUACGGGUUGAUGGGCUACGCAGCUCACCGCGCCGUGACAAGGUAUCCAUCUCCCUUCGCCUCGACCGACGAGGUGCGCGCACUAUAUUCCGCGCAACUCGGCUUAAACUUGUUGUGGAUGCCUCUCUUCUUUGGGCUACGAAAACCAGUUCUUGCGUUAGCCGACAUUGUAUCACUAGUCGGACUAAACGGCUACCUAACAUAUCUGUACUUCUCAGUUGAUAGCACAGCGGGCUGGUGUCAACUGCCGUACAUGGUAUGGUUAGGUUUUGCGACGUACCUAACAGCGGGCGUUGGAUAUUUGAACAAUUGGGAUAUCUCGGAGGCAACAUUGGCGAAGAGGAUAUAAGUGAAGAUUGGACACGUUUUAUUUGCUUUAGGCCAAUCCUUAUGAGACGUGUUUGGAUCUUGUAACUAGAUUCAUGCUCACGUAGAAACAUCCGUACUCACUAUCGUAUGUGAAAUAUACGAGGCACUGCUCA
Messenger RNA from Daldinia decipiens, 1074 nucleotides. Its product is annotated as TspO/MBR-related protein. The coding region runs from base 324 to 941 and encodes 205 amino acids. The transcript has a single exon. Gene Ontology annotation, cellular component: mitochondrial outer membrane. NCBI's taxonomy places the organism in Eukaryota, Fungi, Ascomycota, Sordariomycetes, Xylariales, Hypoxylaceae. The record is from RefSeq and is a predicted model, not a curated record.